Molecule: messenger RNA, 5873 nt
Organism: Zingiber officinale
Lineage: Eukaryota; Viridiplantae; Streptophyta; Magnoliopsida; Zingiberales; Zingiberaceae
Product: protein VTE6, chloroplastic-like
Exons: 4
Coding region: 44-865 (273 amino acids)
Cellular component (GO): chloroplast inner membrane
Source: RefSeq, a predicted model, not a curated record
CUGAUAAAAAGCUACCGACAUCGCUCUUGUACUCCGCGGCGAAAUGGCGUCUGCUUGUUUGUUUCCCCGGCAAAUGUCUCCGCUGCUGUCGCUUCCUCUUCGGCCACUCCACCACUGUGCCGUUCCCCGAAUCCGAGUUCCCUAUUCGAGAUCAAACGUUUGCGGGACGCCUCUUCCUCCUCCUAAGGCCGCCCUGUUCCCGGAGCUGGCGGCACUCCAGGGCUCCCUCCUCGAUCUCGUCCGGGCUUCUCCUCCCACCUGGAACUCGGCGAUUGCCAGCAACCUCUUUGUAUUCAUCGUUGGGUCCCCCAUUCUAUUGUCGGGGCUUACGAUUUCCGGCAUGGGAUCGGCCUUCCUCCUGGGGAUUUUAUCAUGGAGAGCCUUCGGGCCUUCCGGAUUCCUCAUUGUAGCGGCCUACUUUGCCAUCGCGACUGCAGCCACAAAGUUGAAAAUUGCUCAAAAAGAAGCUCUUGGCAUAGCAGAAAAAAGAGGAGGAAGAAGAGGACCAGGCAGUGUUGUUGGCUCGAGUGCUUCUGCUUGUGUUUGUGCGCUCCUAUCAAUAAACAAUAUGUGUGGAGCUUUAUUUGCACGAUUUUGGCAACUAGGUUUUGUUGCCUGCUUUUGCACUAAACUGACCGAUACCGUAUCCAGUGAGAUAGGCAAAGCAUACGGAAAAACUACGUACUUGGCCACCACAUUUAAGGUAGUACCAAGGGGAACGGAAGGAGCUGUAAGCAUUGAAGGGACUGUUUCUGGAGUUGCUGCAUCCAUUGUCCUAGCUGGCAUUGCUUAUUCUAUGGGACAGGGAAGAGGCAUGGCCAAUGGACUGAGAUUUUUGAUGGCCACAAGAUGCAUUCCAGAAUAGCUUGUGGCAGGCAACAAUAACUCAUCUUCAAUGACCAGUACCAAACUCUUGGACCAGUGAAAAAGAUUUCAAGCAGAAAACAUGGAACUUGGGACACAUUUUUUGGGAAGUUUCUAACUGAUCCUAUUUUUAUGUGAUUUUUGAUUCAUUGAACAACAGUGAAUGGCUUGUAGGCCUCAUACAACAUGGAAGCCAACUUAAGAAUGGAUUGAUUAGCCAUAUUCACUCAUUCUUCAAUCUUCCUAUUAGUGGAACAAUUGAAAAUAUAGGGUAUGUGUGCAUGGUUGAUGUUAAAAUGAGUGGACAUGAAAUUUCAUUUUAGGUAUCUUGAAGAUAUUAUUCGAUAAGGAAUAUUGAAGAUAUUAUCAAUAUAAUAAAAUAUGGACUUAGACAAUAAGGAAGAAAUAAUUUCUUAUAUAAAAGAACAGGUAAACGACUCUCUUGUUUAUAGAGAGAAUUUACAAUAGAAAGGAAACUAAUGAAAAGGAAAUCAAAUAAUAAGGAAACUAAUUAAAGCUAAUAAUUGAAAAAUGAUCCUUUCCUAUUUUUCUUGAUUUGUAUUUCUUUGAUUUUAAUGAUGACAGGAUUUCCAACACUCCCCCUCAAGUUGGUUUGUAGAUAUCUUCCAUAGCCAGCUUGCUAGUCAGCUUAUCAAAUUGUUUCUUGUGUAGUCCCUUCGUUAAGACAUCAGCUAGUUGUUCAUUUGUUGGAAGAUAUGUCAUGCAUAUUAUUCUAGUGUUGAUUUUCUCCUUGAUGAAAUGUUUAUCUACCUCUAUAUGCUUUGUGCGAUCAUGAAGAAUAGGAUUAUGAGCUAUGGAAAUAGCAGCUUUGUUGUCACAAUAAACCUUUAUAGGAGUUGGGUAAGAAAGCUUCAAUUCCUCAAGAAUUCUUUUGAUCCACAUUACCUCACAGAUUCCAUGGGCAACAACUCUGAAUUCUGCUUUAGCACUACUUCUAGCUACCACAUUUUGUUUUUUACUUCGCCACGUAACUAGGUUCCCACCAACAAAGGAACAGUAGCCUGAUGUUGAUCUCCUAUCCAUAACACACUCUACCCAGUCUGCAUCUAUGUAGACUUCGACUUGAAGAUGUCCAUGUUUCUUGAAUAAUAAACCUCUUCCUGGAGUUCCUUUCAAAUAUCUCAAUAUCAUAUAGACGUCCUCGAAAUGUUCUGCUCCUGGCGAGUGCAUGAACUGACUUACCAUGCUAAAGGUCCCUGUUCUUUACUUCUUCAACCCUAGCAGCUUGUAACUUCAAAUUAGGCUCAAUUAGAGUCUCAACCAUUUUACACCCCAGCAAACCUGUUUCUCCAAGGAGAUCAAAAAUAUAUUUUCUUUGAUUAACAAAUAUACCUUCCUUGGACCUUGCAAAUUCCAUUCCGAGGAAAUACUUGAGGGCUCCUAGAUCUUUAAUUUGAAACUCUUUUGCGAGUCUCCUCUUUAGGUCUGCUAAUUCUGUUUCAUCAUCACUGGUUAAGAUAAUGUCAUCAACGUAAACAAUUAAAACAACAACUUUACCCCUUUUUGAAUGUUUAUAAAAUAUUGUGUGAUCUGCUUGACUCUGGAAAAAAUCAUAACUAAUAACAACCUUUCCAAAGCGUUCAAACCAUGCUCUUGGUGACCGUUUGAGUCCAUAUAAUGCAUUGUUUAAUUUGCACACUUUUUCACUGCCAAGUCCCUUAUCAAAUCCUGGCGGUAGACUCAUAAACACCUCCUCUUCUAAAUCACCAUUGAGAAAUGCGUUUUUAAUGUCAAGUUGAUGUAGAGGCCAAUAUGAAUUUACUGCAAGAGAUAACAGAAUUCUGAUAGAGUUUAUCUUAGCAACUGGAGCAAAGGUCUCUUGAUAGUCAAUCCCAUAAGUCUGAGUGAAGCCUUUAGCCACCAGUCUAGCCUUGUAUCUUUCAAUGCUUCCAUCAGCUUUACAUUUUAUUGUAAACACCCAUUUACACCCAACUCGUUUCUUGCCUUUGGGUAGAUCAACUAUCUCCCAAGUGUCAUUUCUCCUUAAAGCAUUCAUCUCUUCCAUGAUUGCUAAAUUCCAACUCGGAUCAUCCAACGCUUCUUGCAUAUUCCUUGGAACAAACAAGUGUGAAAUCCUAGAAGUGAAAGCUUUAUGAUUUUUUGACGAUCUUUGGUAGGAAAGAUAAUUUGCAAUAGGAUGAUUAGUGCAAUUUCGAACACCUUUUCUAAUUGCUAUAGGAACAUCAAGAUCGGGAAUAGUAGGUGAACAAUUAGACAAUAAGAGGAAUCAAAGUUGGACUUGUGAUAGGGUUACUUGAAAUUUCAAAGCCAGAGCUCGAUUUUUCAGACGGGUGUUGUGCAGGUUUGACAUUCGAAUCUUUAUUCCUCAGAUGAAAUAUCUUCCUAGUAUAAACUUGAAGCUCAGAAUUCAGAUCACGACGAUCAAUUUGUAGUAUUUCUCCCCUUGGUCGAGAAUUUCCAACAUUAGGCACUAGAGGUGGGUGAUUAUUUUCAAGAUUGUCGGAAAAAAUGAUAUUGGGAAGUGAGUUAGAAAUGUUCAAAAAAAUUAUCUUUUUCUUCACUUGUCGUCUCCUGAAGAGAAUUUUUAGAAAAAUAGGGUUUUGUUUCUAAAAAGGGCACAUCCAUGCUAAAAAAAAAAAUUGUUUUGAGGAUCGAAAAACUUAUACCCUUUUUUGUUUGACGAAUAACCCAAGAAUACACAUUUUAUAGCACGUGAUUCAAGUUUUGAACGAAAUUGACAUGGAACAUGAACAUAGACAGUACAUCCAAAAACUUUGACAUACAAAUCAAAAAACAAUCUAAUUUCAAGAAUUUUUGUUUAAGACAAUCAAGAGGUGUUUUGUACUCUAACACCUUAGUAGGCAUCCUAUUUAUCAAAUAAGAGGCUGUUAAAAUUGCUUCACCCCAUAAAUACUUAGGAACAUUCAUAUAAAACAUUAUGGCACGUGCUACUUCAAGUAAAUGUUUAUUUUUCGUUCUGCAAUGCCAUUUUGAGGGGUAUCUCAGCAAGUGGAUUGAUGAAAAAUACUUUUUUCAUUCAAAAAAUCACCCAAGUGCUCAUUAAAAUAUCUAUUCUAUUGUCAGAAUGUAAAAUACAAAUUUUGAUUUGAAAUUGAUUUUCAAUCAGAGUGUGAAAAUUUUUGAACAAAUUUUUCGUUUCCGAUUUUUUAUUCAUUAGAUAAAUCCAACGUAAACGUGCAUGGUUAUCAAUAAAUGUUACAAACCAUUUUUUUCCAGAAAGAGUAGUAAUUUUAAAUGGGCCCCAAACAUCACUAUGAAUCAAGUAAAAAGGUUUGGAGACCCGGUAAUUUUUCUGGCAAAUAAGUUGAACGAUGAAAUUUUGCAAAAAAACAAGUUUCACAAUGUAAAGAAGAACAAUAAAUGCCUUUAAAUAAUUCUGGAAAUAAGAUUUUUUUGAUAAGGAAAGCUAGGAUGUCCUAGUCUAUAGUGCCAUAGCAUUAUUUUUUCCUGAACUGAGUUUGAACUAAUACUGUUAAGGCUCUGAGCUUUUUUAUUACUAACAGGUCAUCCAAGUAGUAAAGACCUUCAAUCAUCUUAGCAAGCCCAAUCAUCAUCCCCGAGUUCUAGUCCUGAAAUUCACAAUGUGAUUCAAAAAAUAUAAUACGACAAUUAGAAUCUUUAGAUAGUUUACUAACAGAUAAAAGGUUGCAGGCUAAUUUAGGAACAUAAAGAACAGAAUUGAGAUUAAAUUAUUCGGUUAGUUUGAUAAGUCCUUUGCUUGCAAUAGGUGAAAAACUACCAUUGACAAUUCUAAUUUUCUCGUUUCCAGAACAAGGGGAAUAAGUAUCAAAUAGGUGAGAGCAACUAGACAUGUUGUUGUGGCUCCAGAAUCUAUGAUCCACGGAGAGGAGUUUAAACAGGAGAGAGCUUUAGGAUUGCCACCUGUUUGUGCCAAGGAAACACUAGGAAUACGAGAUGAGAAGUUGGAUUUUAUCAGCUUCAAGAGUUGAUCCAUUUGCUCUUUAUUGAAGGGACCUGAGUCGGCUUCAUUUGCAGUAGGAAUUCCACAAUUCUUCUCUCCUUGCUUGUUAUUUUUCCAGUUGGUAGAUUUGCGAUGAAUUUUCUAACAUGUCUCACGUGUAUAGCGAGGCGUGUUACAGAAAUCGCACCAAAUCCGUGGCUUAUCAUUAGACCUGCGCUGGUAAUCGAGGAAGUUGUCACCAUUUAGGCGGAUGCUGGUGAUCUGGACUGAAUGAGAGUUGGAAUGGUGUUGCAGGGUCUCAGAAGGUUUUACCCUAGUGGCAGGGAUUGUAGUGGUUUCGGACGUGACUUCUGACAUAGCUCUGAUACCAAGAUAGAAAAUGAGGAAGAAAUAAUUUCUUAUAUAAAAUAAUAGGUACACGACUCUCUUAUUUAUAGAGAGAAUUUACAAUAGAAAGGAAACUAAUGAAAAAGAAAUUAAAUAAUAAAGAAACUAAUUAAAGCUAAUUAAAGCUAAUAAUUGACAAAUGAUUCUUUCUUAUUUUUCCUAAUUUGUAUAUCUUUGAUUUUAAUGAUGACAGGAUUUCCAACAUAUUAACCGUCAAAAUUGAGAGGAGCUUUUAGAAUCUUAUGUAAUCACCAUGCCCUCUUGUGAUAUGGCCUACCAUCCUUAAUAGAUCAGAGUUGGACUAGGACUGCUAGAAAACAAUAUGUACAAAAGGAGCUAAUGCAUCAGAGAUAAGAAUGUUAAGAUAAGUGAGUGGGGUUGUUAUAAAAGAUAAAAUAAAAAAUGCUAAUAUUUGAAAGCAAUUACGUGUGCAUCUGAUACAUCAAAGAAAAUAGGUCGAGAUGGUAUGAGCAUGUUAAAAGAUAAUCAAUAAUGCUAUAGUUAAGAGAGAUAACUUAGUGUGGAAGAUGAAAGGGAUAGAAAGAGAUCAAAGAAAACGCCAGUCAAUGUAAUAAAAUGAUUUGAUUAAUUUGAAUUUUACUAGAAUUGCUUGCAUAGAGCAAUCUCAAUGGAGGGGUAAAAUUCAUUUGGCUAACCUGAAAUAAUUAGGACAUACUUGGCUUGAUGAUGACAACAA